Messenger RNA from Quercus robur (English oak), 1351 nucleotides. Its product is annotated as acetylajmalan esterase-like. NCBI's taxonomy places the organism in Eukaryota, Viridiplantae, Streptophyta, Magnoliopsida, Fagales, Fagaceae. Gene Ontology annotation, molecular function: hydrolase activity, acting on ester bonds. Bases 28 to 1158 code for a protein of 376 amino acids. The transcript has 5 exons. The record is from RefSeq and is a predicted model, not a curated record.
AGUUGCUUCUUUCUCUUGCAGCAAAUUAUGGCUACCACCAAAUCAGUUUUCUCUUUGCUUCUCAUCACAGUCAUUGCUUUCUCUCUUCUUUUUGUUCCACAUGAUUGCAUUGAUGCUAAGUCCCUUAAGGUUUGCAAGUUUGAUGGAAUAUAUAACCUAGGAGACUCUAUCUCUGACACAGGCAACUUGAUUAUUGUGAGCCCAGCUGUGUCUUCUGCUCGUUUUCCCUAUGGCGAAACCUUCAAGAAAGCAACUGGAAGGUUCUCCGAUGGGUUGCUAAUGAUUGAUUAUAUUGCUCAAUCAGCAGGAAUUCCACUUCUUGAUCCUUACUUGAAUAAGAAUGCAUCAUUUGUUCGUGGUGUUGGGGUGAAUUUUGCAGUGGCUGGUGCCACUGCCUUGUCUGCAAGUGUCCUUAAAGAUGAGAAUAUUACAUCACCAGUUACUGACAGUUAUUCUCUCAGUGUGCAAUUGGAUUGGAUGUCCACCUUUUUCAGUAAUAUCUUUCUCAAUCAUGAUGAUUGUGUUGAGAAGCUUAAAACAGGCUUAUUCAUGGUGGGAGAAAUUGGAGGCAAUGAUUAUAACUAUCCAUUUUUUCAAGGCAAAUCCUCUAAUGUUGUCAGAGAUUUGGUUCCAAAAGUUGUCAAAAAAAUUAAGGACGCUGUCACUAGGGUCAUUGGUUUUGGAGCUGCAAGAGUGGUUGUCCCUGGAAACUUCCCAAUCGGCUGUGUACCAGUUUAUCUUACAUUAUUCCAUUCCAACAAGUCAGCUGAUUAUGAUGAAUUUCACUGCCUAAAGGGAUUGAAUUCAUUAUCAAUAUAUCACAAUGAUCUACUCAAAAAAGCCAUUGGAGAACUGAAAAGAGAAAAUCCUAAUGUUGUUAUCGUAUAUGGUGAUUAUUACAAUGCUUUCCUAUCGGUUAACCAAAAUGCUCCACAUCUCGGAUUUAAUGCUGCUUCUUUACAAAAAGCUUGCUGUGGUGUUGGAGGUGCUUAUGACUUUUCCUCGGAUAAAAUGUGUGGAGCUCCUGAUGUACCAGUUUGUCCCAAUCCAGAUGAAUUUUUCAGUUGGGAUGGAAUUCAUAUGACACAAAACGCAUACAAGAAUAUGGCAAACUGGGUCAUCAAUGACAUCUUACCUAAGCUUAAUUGUAAAGCUUAAGUUGUUUUAGUGUGUCUGUUUGGCAUUUGAUUAUAGGGUAGAUUUUUGCUUAUUUUAUGUACUGGUUGCUACUUUUUGUUAAAGCUUUAUUUCAAAUAAUUUAAGUUUCAUUGCAAUCCUUUGUUGUAUUUAUAACUGGUUUUUUGGUUCAGAGUCAUAUGAUUUAAUAAAUAAAGUGGAAUGUAAUUGUGUU